Molecule: messenger RNA, 1476 nt
Organism: Trichomonas vaginalis G3
Lineage: Eukaryota; Parabasalia; Trichomonadida; Trichomonadidae
Product: spectrin binding
Exons: 1
Coding region: 1-1476 (491 amino acids)
Molecular function (GO): protein binding
Source: RefSeq, a predicted model, not a curated record
AUGGAAUUGUGUAAAGAUUAUGGCUGUGCAUGCAACACAAUAUACAAACUUAAGGCAAGCACGGAUGAUGAAAUUACUAGAAUUUACCAAGAUAUUAAAAACAAAAUGAUUGAAACUGAUCUUUUUUUGCCAACACAGUUAAUUACUAUGUUAUUCGAGGCAGCAAUAUACAAUAGGCGAUAUUUUGAUUCAUACUGGAUUAUAUUUAAAAAGAUUUAUGAAGAAUACCAUCCAUUGUUAACGACAUCCAUCAAAAUGCCUUUCUUGUACUUAACUAAUAAAGAAUAUGGUAUUAAUUCCUACCAGAAUUGUCAAUAUAAUAUUGAAAAUCAAAAAAACUUAUUGUUUUGCCAUCAAGACGACCCAACAUACAAAGCAAUUAUGGAUGAUGAUAAAGAAAAGUUUAUACUAAUAAUAGAACAAGAUGGAUUUAAUCAGUACCAAAAAUUUAGAAGAAAUUCAUCUGAAUAUUCAUUAAUUGAAUUAUGCUGUUUUUAUGGAGCUGUUGACUGUUUUAAGCUUUUAAGAACAAAAUUCAAAUCAAAAAUCACUAAUUAUUGUCUCAGAUUUUCAUUUUUGAGUGGAAAACCAGACAUCAUGAGUGAAUGUUUGAAAUUUCAGAAACCUGACCAAAAAUGCAUGAAAUAUGCAAUUAUUUCUCAUAAUAUUGACUUUGUUACUUUCUUAAUGAAUGAAUACAAUAUACCAAUAGAUGUAGAUUACUGUAUUAAAUAUAAUAAUAUUGAAGCAUUUUUGGUUUUACUAGAUCAAACACAAAAUAUCAAACAAUCAUUGGUUUAUGCUUCAGGCUUUGAUAUUCCAUCGCUAUGUGAAUAUUUAACUUUGCAUAAUGCAGAUGUUAAUGAAAAAUUACCCAAUGGAUUAUCUCCUAUUAUUAUUGCAGCAAGACAGAAUAGUUAUAAAGUAGCAGAAAUUCUUUUUAACUAUGGUGCAAGCAUUGAAGCACAAGAUGAUAUUGGAAAGACACCACUCAUAAAUGCAGCUAUGCAUGGAAAUUUGGAAACACUCAAAUUUCUUAUUUCACAUGGCUCAAAUGUCAAUGCUACUUAUCAAGGAAUCAAUUCUCUCUUUUUUGCAGCAAGUUUAAAUCAUUUAAAAAUUGCCGAGCUCCUCAUUUCUCAUGGGAUUGAUUUAAAUCACCAGGAUAGAUUUGGAGACACUGUUCUUCACCAAGUUACACAUAAUAAUCAAAAAGAUUUUGUCACGAUCCUUGUUUCACAUGGAGCAGAUGUCAAUAUAAAAAAUCAUUAUGGGAAAACGCCCAUUCAAGGUGCAUUAGAAUCAAAGGAAGAAAUAUAUAAGCUUCUUAUUAAACAUGGUGCAAAGGUCACAUUAUCUGACAGAGUAAGUAGGUUUUCUGAAUUCUAUAUCAAUCACAAAUAUCUAUGCUUCCUCCUAAGCUAUAUAUUAUUGUAUUUAUUUGGUAGCCUAAUUAGUUACUUAUUCAAGCAUUAA